Messenger RNA from Brienomyrus brachyistius, 3522 nucleotides. RefSeq names its product relaxin receptor 1-like. Gene Ontology annotation, molecular function: protein binding; G protein-coupled receptor activity. Bases 810 to 3110 code for a protein of 766 amino acids. The record is from RefSeq and is a predicted model, not a curated record. Gene Ontology annotation, cellular component: membrane. NCBI's taxonomy places the organism in Eukaryota, Metazoa, Chordata, Actinopteri, Osteoglossiformes, Mormyridae. The transcript is spliced from 18 exons. Gene Ontology annotation, biological process: G protein-coupled receptor signaling pathway.
UGUCAUUUCGGGUCUGUCAUUCUCCGCUUAUCAUGGCGCAGCUUCAGACUAAACCUCGCAUAACUAUUCAAUUAUCUUUAUGGACCAAUUUAUCAGAUUCCACCCAAAGCGAAGCCGGAUGACGGGCGCUGCGCUAACCAAAGCCCAGAGUAAUAUUCCCGUCUCUGAAGCACGGUAAGUAUUUCUCAAGAGCUACACAUUAAUAUAUAGUCUUAUUAUAUUGUUGUUUGCCGGACACUUUGAUCCAGGGGCCUCUUUUCUUUGUUUCCACUUACAGGGGGCGUUUUUCAUUUGGAUGUAUUCAGAUCAAGCGCCUUACUAUAGAAAAUAAAUCUUUCCGGGAAACCUCUAAGUGCUACGCGUAUGGUCUCCCUCUUAAUAAUAUUGGUUUCGUAUCAUUUAAAGUUGUUUCCUUUUUCUUUGGUGGGGGGAGUGUGAAGCGACACUGGUUAAUAUGCACUGGGGGCUCUUACAUGCCAUGUGCGUGACAGCCGGCUAAUGAUCUCAGACGCCCCGAUUUCUCUGCCCAUAAAAUCCGGCGUUUUCCCACUUAUUUCUUUCGCUUUUCGAGAUACAAUAAGAUACUUUGCUGUGGUGGAGAAAACCUUCAUCGCAGCCCCGGCUUUCUCGCUGAGGAUCCCCGCAUCGGGCUGCAGAGACCCGCAGGUGUCCACGUCCACUUUCUUACUUUAGCCCCUUUAGUGGCGAGCAGCGGCGACCUGGAGCAGAUCGCGGGCUGCAGGAGCUUCACCAGGAGCUUCAGCACCACCGCCCAUGAGCAGCACUUUCCAUUGCAGGUCCGGGGCACGAUGAAAGCUGCCUUUGUAGGAGUUAUUCUGUUUGGGAUUACAGUCGCAUCAGCCACAUAUAACAGCUCUGAAGACAAGUCUGAGUGCCAGCUCGGAUAUUUCCCAUGUGGGAACUUAUCCACAUGCCUCCCUCAACUGUUGCACUGCAACGGGGAGGACGACUGCGGCAAUCAAGCCGAUGAAGACGACUGUGGUGAUAACAAUGGAUGGCCCCAUCUAUUCGACAAAUAUUUUGGAAACCUUAGUAACAGGUCCGGUAACAAGUCAAUCAAAUGCUUGCUGGGGGCUGUUCCAAGCCCCUGUCUCUGCAGAGACCUGGAACUGGACUGCGAUGACGCCCGUCUGCUCUCCAUCCCAUCAGCAUCGGUGAACAUCACCAUGCUGUCCCUUCAGCGCAACAGACUGAGGAAGCUGAAUGCUGACAUAUUCUUAAAAUAUCUGAACCUCCAGAAACUAUACCUGCAGCACAACAGAAUUCGAGCCGUGCACCCAGACGCGUUCAGAGGACUUUAUUAUCUAACAAGACUGUAUUUGAGUUACAAUAAAAUAUCUACUCUCAAGCCAGGCACUUUCAGGGACCUUCACAAGUUGGAAUGGCUGAUACUGGAAAACAACGAAAUCAGUCAGAUUUCACCCAUGGCCUUCGCAGGAUUAAACUCCCUGGUCCUUUUGGUGUUGCUGAAUAAUGCCCUAGUACAUCUGGAUGACAUCUGUCAGGGGAUGCCCAGACUGAACUGGCUUGAUUUGGAAGGUAAUCGUAUAGAGAGCGUUGGGAACGUGUCACUCCGCUCCUGCCACAUGCUGACCGUGCUCGUCCUGCAACGUAACAGAAUCACCCAUUUAGACGAAGGAGCCUUCCUACCACUGCAGAAGCUUGGGGAACUAGAUUUGUCCAGCAACGGAAUUGAAAAUAUCCCUAGAAGGCAGUUUGUCAGUCUCACUGAUCUUCUCCAACUAAACAUUUCAUACAACCCCAUUGUCGAGUUACAACUGGACCACUUUGCUAACCUGAAGCAGCUGAAAUCUCUGAGCAUAGAAGGAAUAGAGAUUGGGAACAUACAGAGAAGGAUGUUUGAACCUCUGAAAAGUCUGACUCACAUAUACUUUAAGAAGUUCCAGUACUGUGGUUACGCUGCUCACGUGCGAAGCUGCAAGCCCAACACGGACGGCAUCUCCUCCUUCGAAGACCUGCUGGCCAACAUCGUGCUGCGGGUGUUUGUCUGGGUCGUGUCUUGCGUCACCUGCUUCGGAAACGUCUUCGUCAUCUGCAUGCGAUCGUACAUACGAUCCGAGAAUAAGCUACAUGCUCUCUGUAUCAUAUCCCUUUGCUGUGCUGAUGGCUUGAUGGGCGUGUACCUCUUCGUGAUUGGUGCAUACGAUAUUAAGUUCCGGGGGGAGUACAACCGGCACGCCCAGGCCUGGAUGGACAGUCUGCAGUGCCAGGUGGUCGGCUCGCUGGCCAUGCUUUCCACCGAGGUCUCUGUCCUUCUCCUCACCUACCUGACCCUGGAGAAGCACGUCUGCAUCGUCUACCCUUUCCGUUACCUCGCCCCGGGCAGGGGGCGGACGGUGAGCAUCCUCGUCCUCAUCUGGAUCCUGGGCUUCGCCAUCGCCUUCACGCCGCUGGUGGGCAAGCGCUUCUUCCGGAACUUCUACGGCACUAACGGUGUGUGCUUUCCCCUGCAUUCAGAGCAGCCAGAAAGCACUGAGGCUCGGGUCUACUCCAUUGCCAUCUUCCUUGGACUGAACCUGCUAGCCUUUCUUGUCAUUGUCUUGUCCUACGGAAACAUGUUCUACAACAUACAAAGAACAGGAACACGGGCCACAGUGUACAGUAACCACAUGAAGAAGGAGGUGGCCAUCGCUAAGAGGUUCUUCUCAAUCGUCAUCACCGACUCCCUUUGCUGGAUCCCCAUCUUCGUGCUUAAGAUUCUGUCUCUGAUGCAGGUAGAAAUACCAGGUACGAUCAGUUCCUGGGUGGUGAUAUUCAUCUUGCCGAUCAACAGCGCCCUCAACCCCAUACUCUACACGCUGACCACGCGUCCGUUCAAGGAGACCAUCCUUCAGGUGUGGCGUAGCUACAGACAGCGGGGGGCUCUGUUCAGCCGGCAUCCUCAGCAAACGUCCACCUGGAUGGGGAUGUGUCCCCUGCAGGCAGGUGUCCAGAUCCAAUCAUCUCCUCCCGAGGAUCUGGCCAACCCCACCGACAGCUUUGAAGCACCUCGACACCUUCCAGAAAAGAGCAGGAAUGGAGCAUGUGUCUAUAUGUUCAAGUGGCAUGAGGGUGUAGCUGACAUGUGAAGGAAAUGACUCUCGUCCAUAACUACCAUUCCUAAAGACGAUGUACAUACAAAACAGGUAGAUUGUUUCAGCUAUUCAGUCCCAAGGGUUAUUGCUAGGGUGUAGGAGUUGGCGUUUUCUUUUGGUGGCGUGUAGAGAUGGAAAUGCUAAAAACAUCUGUGAAGAAUCCACUGGUGCUGUUCAUAAAGUCAUAUAGUCCGACUCUGACCACCUGAUUUUUUUAAAGUGUUUUCAAAUGUUUACAGGUGCAUUUUUUGUGCGACAUUUCAGUCUCUCCCCAGAUUCCUCCACAAUAGAAUAGUUUCUCCUGAUCCGUUUUUUUCUGUCCUUGUGAUGAUCGUUAGACCCCAAACCAAGUGUCUGCUGUGAUGACCUUCAGACACCGUUUCCGAGCCCAGUCCUCGGGGGCCCA